UUGAAAAAUAUAAAAUAUUAAAAUUUAGUGGUGAACAAAAUAAUUUAAAAGUGAAGAAAAUAGUAAUUCUUAAAAGAAUUAAUAAAGGGCAAAAAUUAAAUAAUAAAAUUACAAUUAUUUAAAUUUUCAUGUUACGUGUCGCAUACCUGUGGUUGAUUAAGCAUUUGUGAAAUUCACAAUACCACUGACCAUUCAUUAUGAGUUAAAAAUUAAAAUUAAGUUAAAAAAAUAAAAACAAAACAAAAAAAAAAAUUGAAAAAUUUUUUUUUUCACGGAAUCAAACCUAAUUGACAGUGAAUGGAAAAUAUGGAUCUCACUAUGGAUUGGCAACAAGGAGAUCUUGUUUGGUUUGAUCCAGGAUUGGGUCAUCCAAUACCAGGUGAAGUUCAAGAAGUACACAGAGCAACACAAUUGAUAAUUGUACAAGCUUUAAUAAAAGGAAAGCCACAAACAUUUACAUUACAACCUGGUGAAGGAAGUUUGAGACCACGUCAGGAUUUAGGUAGUACUGGAGUUGAAGAUAUGACACAACUUGAAGAUUUACACGAAGCAUCUUUAUUAUGGAAUUUAAGACUACGUUAUGAUAAAGGAUUAAUAUAUACAUUUGCUGGAAGUAUAUUAAUAGCUGUAAAUCCAUAUAAAAUGUUUCCUGAAUCAUAUGGUAUUGAAAUAGCAAAGCAAUAUGCUGGAAAGCCGAUUGGUGCAUUAUCACCACAUUUAUUUGCGAUUGGAGCUGCAGCACAUGCUGCACUACCAUCACCUCAAGUUGUUGUUAUCUCGGGGGAAUCAGGUGCUGGCAAAACUGAAUCAACAAAAUUAGUAAUGCAAUAUUUAGCUGCUGUUGUACCAGGGGGCGGUUCUGCAUCAGCUGUUAUAACAGAACAAAUAUUAGAAGCAGCACCAUUACUAGAAGCAUUUGGAAAUGCAAGAACAGCACGUAAUGAUAAUAGCUCGAGAUUUGGAAAAUAUUUAGAAGUAUAUUUUAAAUCGGGUGCAAUUGUUGGAGCAAAAAUAACACAAUAUCUAUUAGAAAAAUCUCGGAUUAUAACACAAGCCCCGGGUGAGCGUAAUUAUCAUGUUUUUUAUGAAAUGCUUGGUGGUUUAGCUGAAGCAGAAAGAACAAAAUAUGGUUUGCUAGAUGCUGAUAAAUAUUUUUAUUUAAAUCAAGGCGGCUCAGAUUGUGCUCCAGGACGUGUAGAUUGGGAAUCCUUACAAGGCGCUAUGCAAGUUCUUGGAGUUUCAGAGAAUGAACGUGAAGGGAUAGUUCGUGUUUUAGCAUCAGUUUUACAUUUAGGUAAUGUGUAUUUUCACAGACGUCAGUUACGUCAUGGUCAAGAAGGCGUUGAAGUUGGUUCAGACGCUGAAAUAAAAUGGGCAGCACAUUUAUUACAUAUUUCUGCUGAAGGUUUACAUCGUUCGUUAACAACAAGAAUAACAGAAGCAAGAUCUGAACGAUUACAUACACCUUUAGGAAUAGAUCAAGCAUUAGAUUGCCGUGAUGCAUUUGCUAAAUCGCUUUAUUCAGGGCUUUUCAAUUGGUUGGUUUCAAGGGUAAAUUCAAUUGUGCAUAAAGGUGGAACUCAUGACGCUCAUCGGAUAUCAAUUUUAGAUAUAUUUGGAUUUGAAGAUUUAGCUGAAAAUUCAUUCGAACAACUUUGUAUUAAUUAUGCUAAUGAAAACUUACAACUUUAUUUUAACAAGCAUGUCUUUAAAUUAGAACAAGCAGAGUAUGCGAGAGAAAGACUUGAGUGGACACCUUUAACAUGGGAAGAUAAUUUGCCGGUUAUUCACUUAUUAGCAAAGAAACCGGUUGGAAUAUUUCAUCUUCUUGACGAUGAAUCCAAUUUUCCAAGAGCAAGCGACAUGAGCUUUUUAGAAAAAUGUCAUUACAACCAUGCUCUAAACGAAUUAUAUUCAAGACCAAGAAUUGGUGCUCAAGAAUUUGGUAUAACACAUUACGCAGGUCAAGUUUGGUAUUGUGUUGAAAGUUUUUUAGAUAAAAACAGAGAUGCUUUACGACCUGAUGUCUUGGAGCUUUUAAGUACAAGCAAACUGCCACUGGUAGAGGAAAUGACAAAACAAUUACGUGCUCAAAGAGAAUUCGGGAAAUCAUUGCCAAAAGGAAACAAUGGACGAUUCGUAACUAUGAAACCAAGAACUCCUACUGUAGCUGCAAGAUUUUCAGACUCACUUCAACAGUUAUUGCAAUCGAUGGGGAGAUGCAAUCCGUGGUUUGUCCGUUGCAUUAAGCCUAACAAUGAUAAACAAGCUCUUAAAAUGGAUAUGCCUUGUGUAUUGCAACAACUCCGCUAUCUUGGAAUGUUAGAUACAAUCCAAAUUAGACAAAAAGGUUAUCCAGUUCGACUACGAUUUCAACAUUUUGUUGAAAGGUAUCGCCACUUAAUGAAAGGAGCCUUGCCCAGAGGAACUCCAUAUAGAGAACUAUGCAGAUCAAUGCUUGAAACUCUUCCGAAAACUGGAGUAGAAGGCCCAGACUUCCAACUUGGAGCAACUAGAGUGUUCUUGAGAGAAGCAUUGCACAGAAUGUUGGAAGGCGGGAGAUCUGAUCGGCAAAAGAACGCGGCCGUUAUAAUACAAAAAAAUGUACGUGGUAUGCUUGUACGGAAGAAGUUAAAUAGACAGAAAAAAGCAGCAACUAAAAUUCAAUCAGUAUGGAGAGCUCAUAAACACAAAAAGAGCUUCCAUCGUUUACGAAAAGCUACAGUUAAAGCUCAAUCAUUGUGGAGAGGAAAAUUACAACGUAAACGUUAUCACAAAAUGAAAGCUGACUUGAAAAGGCGAUUGGAAGCGCAAAAAGCAGCUAAAGAAAGAGAGGCUAAAAAAUUGGCUAAGGAGCAAGAAAGAACUCAUAUUGCUUUUCUAGACAUACCAGCAGAGCUUGCUUUUAUUGUUUCUAAAUUAGAAGGAUGGACUCCAAUACAUGGAGAUCGUCAUUUAGUAAAAGUGGUUGGUACAGUUCCGGGCCCCCCAAUUGCUGGAGAUUUACCAAAGGAUUUAGAUCAAUUUGGUUUUGGAAAAUUUAGUUCAGUUUAUUGUAACGGGUUGAAACUUUCCCCUAAAAGAGAGCCGAUAGUAUCACCAUUUUUGUCUCGUGCUGCCAGCAGAGAUCAAGAUUUUCAAGAUUCUAUUGCCGUUUUCAAAUUAAUUUUGAGAUGGGCUAAUGACACAUCAAUGGAUAACAACAAAGAAAAAAUUUUAGCAGAUUAUAUAGUUCAUAAAGGUCUAGCUUCUAGAGGUUUAAGAGAUGAAAUAUUAGUUCAAUUAUGUAACCAAGUUUAUAGAGCUGAAGAAGCACAAGCUUUCAGAAUUUGGCAAUUAAUGGCUCAAUGCUUAUCUUGUUUUCAACCCGGAUCCGCAUUUAGUAAAUACUUGAUGAAGUUUAUCAUAGAAAAUGCUCCAUCUUCGAUGAAGGAACUUCUUUUGAAAAAGUUACUUAGAAAUACAGGAAAUUACCAAUCGUCCCCUUGCAGAUCAUUCCCGCCAUCUUGGAUUGAAUGGCGAGCUACCCAAAAACUGUCAGAUAUUGCCGUAGCAUUAACUAUGCCUGAUGAUUUAACCCAAACUGUAGCGAUUGAUUCUUGGACAACAUGUGAAGAGGCGGCAUCGCUAGCUGUUUCGACUUUGGGGAUUCCAAAUCAAGGAUGGACUGUAGUACUCGACGACGCUGGACAAAUAACGGAUUCUUGCGGUUUAGAUUUUGUACUAGAUUUGUUAGCAGAAAAGGAAUUAUGUCCAGCGUUUCCAGCCGGUCGCAGCGAUUUAUUAAGAUCAGGCAGAAAAUCAUCUCAAACUCUAGGUAAUGAUUCUGAGCCUAGUAGCCCUAAAAGACCGCAAGUUCCUCCACCAGAACCACCACAAUCAAAAACACCCACUCCAAAAUUAGAAGCACCAAUACCGCAACCUCAUGUAGAAAAGAAAAUGGAAUUCCAACGACCAUACGCAGAAGGCCCUUCUCGUAAAACUUCUCACGAUUUGUUAUCUAGAAGUUCUGCAUUAAAUGAAAGGUAUUUUGAAACAGAAAAAACCCGAUCAAGAUCUUUAGAUGACCUACUGUCGGGAGAUGGGCCUGAAAUAAUGGCCAAUCCUGAGCCACAACCUCUUGUUAAACUUGGUCUUUCUCAAAGUCGAUUAAAUGAACGGUAUCAUUCAGCAGAGCGUUUAGCACCACUCAACCCGAAAGAAUCAACUCCACGAUUUCAAAAAUCACAAUAUGCCGGAAAAAGAUCCCAUGGUGGUUCUCACUCCAGUAAAUAUGGACAAAUGGACAAAUCUGAAUAUCAAACACGAUCAUCAGCAAUGUCUGAUACAAGUGAAGCUCCCUCAUUGGCUAGUCAUGUAAGAAGAGUACGCGUGCCAUCUCAAGCAUCUGAUGUUGAUCAAUUUUUAGAUGACUUAUUUAGCCCUGUAUUAGAUGGAUCGCUAGAUGAACUUUCAGAUGCAAGGUCUUUGGCCGCUAGUAUUCGUGGCGGUGGAACUAUUAAUUUCGAAAGUGAAGGAUUUAUGCUAGCACCAUUAAUGGAUUCUUGCAUCAGUAACCUAAAUAAUGCAAACAUUUUAUCUAAAUCUAUCAAAGGUGGAGGUGAUAAAAAAGAUGAAAUUUUCAACAAAGAAGCUGGAACGAUAGAUCAAUAUAUUUCAGAAUUAAUGGAAACAAUAUCAAUUGAUGAAUCAAUCGAUAACUUAGCGGCAAAAACAGUUUUAACUGACGUCAUAAAAGGUGGUGGAACUACACAUCAAAAUACUAAUGGAAAUGGAUUUGGAUCCAACACUUCAGUUAUGUCACCGCUUUCGCCUAUCACAACAAAUCCCUUAUUGAUGAUGGGAAAUGUUAGUCAAGACAAUUUAUCACAAAUUAUAAAUCUCCCAACAUCAAGUGAUCCGGCUUAUCAAACACAAAUUCAGAGAGCGUUUUUGCAAUCAGCAAUGGCACAGAAUUUACAAAUUCAACAACAACUCCUAGCACAAAAUCAAGCAUUGCAAACUUUAUUAAGCCAGCAGGAAACACCACCACUAGCUCCAGUGUCCCCAACAGGUGUGUCGAUGUCACAAACGAGUACAACGCGAAUUCAUUUAGAAACCUCAUCAUCAGCUGCGCCGCGAAAACAAAGCUUCAAGAGCAGAAAUUCUCAGUUCACGGAACCAGAUCGAAAUCGCAAAGCCUCUUCAGAUAGUGGUGGCAGUCUCAUACCACCGCCACCACCUCCUCCAAUGCCUCCUCCUUUGGAAUUCAAAGACCCUUCAGAAGCAAGACCAUUUUUAGAUCCAUAUGGACGAGCGAAAACAGUACGUAUUGGUAAAUGGAGAUGGCCUCCUCCACAAGAUAGUCAAACUGAGUUAACAGAAGAAGAAAAUUUCAUGCUGUUCAAAAUGAGACAAAAUCAACGCAAGAGUACUCCACAAUCACAAAACCAUAGUAGUGCAGGAUCUCCAAAUGGUUCAACAGUAGAAUGGGAAGAAUUUGAAGUAGAACACAGUAAAAUUGUGCCAAUCACACAUCAACCAACAGGUCCAAUUCGUAAACAAAAUAAAAUGGAAUCACCUACAAGAAAAGAGUCUGAGCCAGUAAUUCCAGUUGUCAUAAAAUCAAAUAAAAGAAGCUUUGAUAUUGGAGCUGAACGCCCAGCUCCUGGUAGUGUUGGAAAAUUAAAGUUAAGUUCCGAAAUGCGGCAAAGGCUAGAACAAGUUACCGCUGGACAUUCUGUUAGAUCAACCGUAAGCACCAGAUCGGAACAAAGAGCCCCUACAAAACUAGAAGAAACGCGAAAACUUAUGUUACAACAACAACUUAGUGGAGGUUUUAUGAAUGGAAGCGAAGAUCACACUUCUGUAAGAUUGCAAAUUGAAAGAAUGGAAGCUGGCAAUCGUCCGCCUCCACCCCCUUGGCCAGCAGUUAUUCCACCGGCUCCAUCAGGUCCAGCUCCACCACCACCUAUAAGACCACCUAAUUCACCACCCCAAAGUAAAUCUAAUAUGAUUGUAACAAGACAAAUGCGCCAUACUGAAAUUGAUAUAGACUAUCAAAAGCAAGAUAUUCCUGCUUUUGUCCAACGUCAAGAAAGGGAUACAUUUGGCGUUCGUCAUCAAUGGAAUGGAUCAGAUAUAUCAAAAGACACAUAUGAUUCAUGGGGGAGAGCUGAAGCUGCAAAAUUAGAUAUGGUAUAUGAAACCAGUUUCAAGAAGGAAAUUACUAUUGAUAGAGAUCGUUCAAGAUCUAGAUCUAGAUCAAGAGAUCGAGAAAAUUUUUCUGAAUCUGUAUGGGAUCGAUCGGAAGUUGAAGGUCCUGCUUCAAGUGGUAGUGACAGAGAACGAGAAAAAGAACGAGAAAAACGUGACCGGAUAUAUGAAAUACGACAAGUUGAGAGAGAAAAAGAAAGCAAUAAAGUAUAUCAGCCAGCACCGCCAAAAGUCACGCAAGCACAUAUGGAACGCGAACGAGAAAGAGAACGUGAAUUAGAGCGACAACGAGAAAGAGAAUUAGAUAGACAGCGUGAUCGAGAACGCGAGCGAGAAAGAGAUCGCGAAAGAGAACGUGAAAGAGAACGCGAAAGAGAACGCGAAAUAGAAAGAGAACGUGAGAGAGAAAAUGAAUUACAUCGUGACCGAGAACGUGAACGUGAAAGAGAACGGGAACGUGACAGAGAUCAUCAGAGAAAGUCUACGUCCAGUCAAAUAACUUCGAGUGAUCGUGCCACAUUUAAAACGCAUAUGGCACAAAAAUAUGCCAAGGAGCGAGAACGAAAAACAUCAGCUUCAACAUUAAUUUCAGCUAGUACAGAAAAACAUGAUGAAACUGAUGUUGCUGAUGAAUGGCCAGUACCCAUAAUACCAGCACCAGUUCCUGCUCCACCAUCAUUAAAAGCCCCAGCUAAUGCAUGCUUAACAUAUAAUCGUGUAUUAUGGAAACUUCGUAUUCGUAAAGAAGUUUUUCAUCCAAGUGAACCAAUUGGACCUCCUAUUGCACUCGAUUUAUUAUUUAUACAGAUAGCAUCAGAUGUUUUUUGUUUAACAUCUUGUUUAAGAAUUUCACCUCAAGAACGAAGAAAUGCUAUAAAUUUGUUAAAUGGACAUGGUGUUAAUGAAGAAAAUUUAAGAGGGCAGGUAAGAGCUAUUGUUAAAAGACACCUAAUAGACAUGGCAAGAAGUUGGCCGUUAUAUUUUGCACGUUUAUUUACUGUCAAUGGUGCUCCACAAUUUCCUGAUGUUUCAAUAUUGGCCAUAUCACAUAAUGGAGUAUAUUUAGCUAGACGUGAUGCUGAAUAUCUAAUUGUUGUAAGAUCGUUGCCAUUUGCAGAAUUACAAGGAGCUAUAACAUUACCAAGACCAGCUGCAUUACAAUUAAAUAUGAGAAACGGUAAUCGUUUGACAUUACAUGCAAUAAGAGCACCAGCAAUACAACAAAUGGUUCAAUUAUUCUGUCAAGAAUUCAGAAAGGCACAAUCAAAACAUUCAACAUUAUCAUCAGGCGCAAGAGCUGCAGCUCAAACCCUUAAUGUUCCUCUUGAACGUCUUGAAUCCCGUGAAUCACAUCAUCGUGAUUCAGUAUCAAGUGUUGAGAAACAUCAUCGUACUAGUCAUCAUCGUAUGGUCAGUGGCCAUGAAAUUGAUCAUCAACAGCAGCAACAACAACAACAACAACAGCAACAUAAUCAAAUUAAUGGUCAUAGGCAUCAUAGCCAAAUAAAUAAUAAUAAUGCAAGUGGUAGCGGUAUUAUUGGUAGUGGUGAUAUUGUUAGUCAACAUCUUCAUCAUGGAAAUUCACAUCAUUUAGAACAAAUUGAAAGACAUUUAAUUAAACAACAGCAAGCAAUGCAUCAUGCAGCACGUAAAAUGUCAAGAGAAAAUCAUUUAGAAUCAUCUUUAUUGGGACAUACAGCUGAUGAUGAAGAUAUACCAAAUUCAUCACAAUCAAUAACGAAAUAUUCUCUAUUACAAUUUGCAAUGCAACAUUUUAGAAAUGAUGUAUCACCUGAAGAACAUAGGACAAGCUCAGCUGGUUCACGUGGUGAGAAACGUUCAACUUCCUCAGCAAGAUCAUAUGCUGAUCUUGUUAAAUGGCAAGGAACACCAAUAAGAGCACCAUUAUUACGAUUACCUCCAGAUUUAGCUUCUUUGUCAUUAGAAUGUUUUGAUUGUAUUCUAAGAUAUUGUGGAGAUAUUCCACCAGAUCCAGAAAUGUCUGAAGUUAAAUGUGUCUACACAGUUUUAAUGCAUUGUCACAAAUAUUUAGCCUUACGAGAUGAAGUUUAUUGUCAAUUAAUGAAACAAACUACAGCGAAUCGUUCUCCAUGCCCAGAUUCAUCUCAAAGAGCUUGGCGUUUAUUAAGUAUAUUAGCCGCGUAUUUUGGUUGUUCAGAAGCUUUAAGACCGUAUCUAAUGGAACAUUUAACAACAGCUGCAUCAGAUCGUAGACGUUCGUGUCAUGGUACAGCAGCUGUUUGUUUAACUAAUUUAAGAAAAACUGCUCGUUGUGGUGGACGUAAAAAUGUGCCAAGCGUUGAAGAAGUAACUGCAGUUUCAGCUGGACGAUCUGCACGUCGUCAAAUAUAUAGACUCCCUGGUGGAGCUGAACGUGUUGUUAAUACAAGAUGUUCAACUGUUGUUGCUGAUGUUAUUGCAGAAUUAUGUUUACUUUUGGGUAUCGAAUCUGAAGCUGAACAACAAGAAUUCUCAUUAUAUUGCAUAGUACAAGGUGAUGCAUUUACUAUGCCAUUAGCAGCCGAUGAAUAUAUAUUAGAUGUUACAACAGAAUUAUUAAAAUCAGGGCAACCAUUUUAUUUGAUAUUCUGUCGUAGUGUUUGGCAUUUUCCAUUAAAAAGGGAUCCAGCACCAACCCCACUUUAUGUUGAAGUACUAUUUAAUCAAGUCGCACCAGAUUAUUUAGAAGGUUUACUACUAGAAUUACCAAAUGGUAAUGCACCACCCCCAGAAAUUGUUCACGAUAUGGCAAGAAUUGCUACAUUAUUACAUAGAGCUGCUGAUUUAAAUCAUGUUCCAGCAAUGAAAGAAAUUAAAUUUUUGUUACCAAAACCAGCAUUAGGUAUUAGAGAAAUUCGACCAGCUCAAUGGGUUGGUUUAGUGCAAAAUGCUUGGCCAGCGAUAGCUGGGUUAAGUCCUGGUCAAGUUAAAGCACAAUUUUUAGGUGUAUUAUCGACAUGGCCAUUAUUUGGAAGCAGUUUCUUUGCUGUUAAAAGAAUUUGGGCAGAAGAAGGACCACAUGUUGAAGAUUCGAAUCCGAUGUGGCGUGACCUUAUAUUAGCAUUAAAUCGUCGCGGUGUACUUUUCUUAGAUCCAAAUAGUCAUGAAACAUUACAACACUGGCCAUUUAUGGAAGUAAUAUCAACUAGAAAGGUACGCUCUGAAGAUGGAGCUCUUUUCUUAGACAUGAAAGUUGGUAAUUUAAUGCAACAACGUGUUAUACGCGUACAAACCGAACAAGCUCAUGAAAUUUCUAGGCUAGUAAGACAAUACAUCACAAUGGCCCAAGUCAGUAUGAGAGACAGACGAGAUAGGGAUCGGGAUUAAAAUAUAAACAAAAAUUAAUCUGAAAACUUUUUAAUAUAAAUCAUAAAAUUGUUUUUAUGUAAUUAUAUACAAAUAUUUUUAUUAUAAUAUAUAAAUUUUAAGUUAAAAUAAUAUUAAUUAUGGUAUGUUAUAUACAUUAUUAUAUAAAAAUAUACAUUAUACAUAUGUGAAACAGAAAAUUCUUAUUUUUCCAAUACAGCUCAUUCUAAAUUGUAUUUUAAAUUUUGUCAAAAAUAUAUUUUUUUUGUAUUCUUUAAUAAAUUUUAUUUUAUGUAUUUGAGCUAAGUAUAAAAUGCAAAAUAAAAUCCAAUACUUACGUAAAUAAUUUUUUUACUUGUUAAUCUUGAUUCUAGAACAC
This is a messenger RNA of Condylostylus longicornis, 9901 nucleotides long. RefSeq names its product unconventional myosin-XV (gene Myo10A). NCBI's taxonomy places the organism in Eukaryota, Metazoa, Arthropoda, Insecta, Diptera, Dolichopodidae. The coding region runs from base 298 to 9543 and encodes 3081 amino acids. The record is from RefSeq and is a predicted model, not a curated record. Gene Ontology annotation, cellular component: myosin complex; cytoskeleton. The transcript has 7 exons. Gene Ontology annotation, molecular function: protein binding; cytoskeletal motor activity; ATP binding.